Cylindrotheca closterium is the source of this 500-nucleotide messenger RNA. NCBI's taxonomy places the organism in Eukaryota, Bacillariophyta, Bacillariophyceae, Bacillariales, Bacillariaceae. The record is from the annotation of a GenBank genome assembly.
AUGCUUCGAGACCAUGCAGUGCCUGUGGCUUUUGCUUUUGAAAGCGAAUUAUUUUCUGUCUUGGCUGAUUUUGUCAAGGCUUGCAAGGGAAAUGUUCGUGGGUUACCCACAGAAAUGAUAGCCGGGUGGGUUCCCAUGAUUGUUGAUGGAGCAUUCGUGACAUCACAAACUCAAUUUGAUAAUACAUGGUCCACCGACAGAACAUUCAAGAAGCUGGAAGCAAGUGGUAUUCUCUCUGAAUGUCUGCGCUGCAUGGCAGUGCCGCAAGAACAGGCAUCCGUCGACGCUCGAGACGAAAUGGUGGAUAGAAUCGUGACAGCCAUUGUGUCUUGUCCUUCACUGCUACGAAAAAAGUUCAAGGAAGGCGAGCCUUGUGGCGACGUUGUCUUGGCGAUUCUCGAUGGCAAAGAUGGCCAUACAAACACACAAGCCUUUGUCACCAAGCAGCUACAGGGUAUUGUCCAGUCCUUACGAUCACUUGAUGCCGCUGGUACAAAGAC